Molecule: messenger RNA, 5516 nt
Organism: Meriones unguiculatus (Mongolian gerbil)
Lineage: Eukaryota; Metazoa; Chordata; Mammalia; Rodentia; Muridae
Product: zinc finger protein 431-like
Exons: 4
Coding region: 614-2332 (572 amino acids)
Biological process (GO): regulation of DNA-templated transcription
Source: RefSeq, a predicted model, not a curated record
UAGCCGAACAGGUUCGGCAGGUUCCUGAGUGCUGCUGCUGGGUGCUGCGGUGGGAUCAGGCAAACUUCACGCCCGGGUUAGCUCAGGGCUGGAAAAGGGGCUCAGCAGGCGGCUGAGCAGCGGGAGCUGCAGUGCUGGGUGCUUCCCGGGUUGGGCGGGAAGACAGGCGGGUGGGCUACUGUAGGACGAGGCACAAGUGCUACUGAAAGGCAAAUCUCUGCAGAUCUGGAAAAACUCUGGCCCUGGACUGGAACUUAGGGCCAGGAAACACUAUGCUGUGUCCCUCCAGUACACUCCAGCCCUCAGGGAGGUGCUCAUGUCACUCAAAACUCACUGGCCAAUCACGGCCUUUAGUCUGACCUGCAAAUGAAAACAGGAGGGUUUUCCGAAUGGCCAGCUGCAGCUUCUGCUCUGCAGCUGAGCAGGCUUGAAUCUAUCCCUGUGAUGUACUUUGAGUGCUGCUGCUGGGUGCUUUGAGUGGACUCAGACAAGCUCCGAAGUCGGGAUAUGGAUAUUUUAGGAUUCAGUGACCUAUGAUGAUGUGAAUGUCAUCUUCACUCGGGAAGAGUGGGCUUUGCUGCAUCCUUCCCAGAAGAGUCUCUAUGAAGAUGUGAUGCUAGAGACCUAUAAGAACCUCAUUGCUAUUGGCUACAAUUGGGAACACCAAACUACUGAAGGACAUUGUCAACAUUCUAGAAGACGUGGAAGGCAUGAAAAAAGUCAUUGUGGAGAGAAACCAUAUGAAAGUAUUCAAUAUGGAGAAGCCUUUGCACAUCACAGUAGUCUCCAAAUACAGACAAGAACAUAUACUGGAGAGAAAUUCUAUGAGUAUAGCCAAUGUGAUAAAGACUUGGCAUGUCACAGUAGUCUCCAAGUUCAAAAGAGAACAUGUACUGGAGAGAAACCCUACAAAUGUAAUCAAAGUGAUAAGUUCUCUUCUCAAUACAGUCAUCACAGAAAACAUAAAAGAAAAAGGGCUGGAGAGAAACUCUAUGAAUGUAACCAAUGCAGUAAAGCCUUUACACGUAAUUGUUAUCUCCAAAUUCAUAAAAGAACACAUACUGGAGAGAAACCCUAUGAAUGCAAUCAAUGUGGUAAAGCUUUUGGAUAUCCCUACAGUCUCAAAAUACAUAAAAGAACACAUACUGGAGAGAAGCCCCAUGAAUGUAGUCAAUGUGGUAAAGCUUUUGCAUGUCACAUAAGUCUCCAUGUACAUAAAAGAAAACAUACAGGAGAGAAACCCUAUGAAUGUAAUCAAUGUGGUAAAGCCUUUUCUAUUCAUGGUAAUCUCAUUAGACAUGAAAGAACACAUACUGGAGAGAAACCCUAUGAAUGUAACCAGUGUGGUAAAACCUUUGCCCAGAAAUGUCAAGUCCUAAAACAUAAAUGUACACAUACUGGACAGAAAUCCUAUGAUUGUAAACAGUGUGGUAAAGCCUUUUCACGACACUAUAGUCUUCAAACACAUAAACAUACCAGAGAAUGUAAUCAAUGUGGUGAAGCUUUUGCAAGUUACAACAGUCUGCAUCGACAUAAAAGAAAACAUACAGGAGAGAAAUCAUAUGAAUGUAAUCAAUGUGGUAAAGCUUUUGCAUCUCAUAGUAGUUUUCGAUAUCAUAAAAUAAUACAUAGUGGAGAGAAGCCCUAUGAAUGUAAUCAAUGUGGUAAAGCUUUUGCAUUUCACAGAAAGCUUUAUAUACAUAAAAGGACACAUACUGGAGAGAAACCGUAUGAAUGUAACCAAUGUGGUAAAGCCUUUGCACAUAACAGUCUUUUCCUAAGACAUAAAAGAACACAUACUGGAGAGAAACCAUAUGAAUGUAACCAGUGUGGAAAAGCCUUUGGAUGUAACUAUCAUCUCCUAAGACAUAAAAGAACACACGCUGGAGAAAAACCCUAUGGUUGUAACCAAUGUGGAAAAGCUUUUACAUGUCACGUGAGUCUCCAAACACAUAAAAGAACACAUACUGGAGAGAAGCCCUAUGACUGUAAUCAAUGUAGUAAAGCUUUUGCACGUCACAGCAGUCUCCAAAGACAUAAAAGAAUACAUCCUGGAGAGAAACCCUAUGAAUGUAACCAAUGUGGUAAAGCCUUCUCCUGUCAUGGUAAUUUCCAAAGACAUAAAAGAGUACAUACUGGAGAGAAACCCUAUGAAUGUAACCAAUGUGGUAAAGCCUUUUCACAGCCCAGUAGUCUCCAAAAACAUAAAAGAACACAUACGGGAGAGAAACCCUAUGAAUGUAUCCAGUAUGGUAAAGCCUUUGCACAAAAGAGUUCUCUCCAUCAACAUAAACGAAUACAUACUAGAGAGAAGCCCUUUGGAUGUACCUAAUGUGGUAAAGCCUUUGCAUGUCACAGUCAUCUUUACACUCAUGAAAGAGUUCAUCCUGAAGAGAAACUGUAGUAAUGUUUUUAAUAUGGUGAAUGAAGCCUUUUCUCAUCAUCAUAAAGGAAUUCAUACUGGAAAGAAACCUUAUGAAUGUAUUUAGGCUAGUAAUGCCUUUGCACAUUUCUGCAAUCUUCAUCAUCUGAAAGUAUUUACAGUGGAGAGAAAAUUGAUGAAUGUAAACCAUGUGGUAAAGCCUUUGUGUAAUGGCUUUUGCUGAGAUCCAACACAACUGAAACACCAGGUCAAAGCAAAUGAAUAAGAAUUCAUUGUAAUCAUGGUGCUACUGAUUGUUCAGGGCCACAGAACAUACUCAUAGACAUCUGUGCCAAGUCACAGCUACCAAUUAGGAUCUAGGGAGAGGGGCUUUCUUUACCUAGUUGAUCUAUGUCAACUGAUACAGAAUGUAGGUUUUAGAGCCUAACCACCCAUAACCAUUUGUUCUUUUGUGGUUAGCAACAGGCAUUAUGCUUUAGGGAACAAAAGAGGAAUAAUGGAACCUGAUCAAUUAGUGGAAAGCCUCCAUCACCCCUAAGGCCUAGGAAACUGAACUCAGUUUCUCUCUAUGAAUUAAUGGAGGAAGGAACAAAAAGGUAGUAUUUAUGGCACAUUUCUUUUGCUUUCUCCUAAUAGUUGCGUACCACAUUUAUCUUCAAACAUAUAAAAAAAUAUAUCCUGUAGAGAAACCCUAUGAAUAAGCAAUGUGGUAAACCUUUUCAUGUAGCAGCAGACUUAAAAAUCAUGAGAAAAACCAUCCUACAGAGAAACGCAUAAAUGUAGCCAGUUUAGAAAUGAUGCUUAAUGGUAGCUUUAUAAAAAAGUAAAACCUUUGGUGUGUAAUCAAUCUGUUAAAGGGUUUGCAUAUCAUAGUAGUCUUUAAGCAUUUUAAAGAACUCAUACUGAAGGAGACCUUUGUCUAUAAAUGAUUUUCUAAAAUCUUUAGCCAUACUCAGUUACACAAGAUUAUUCUGGAGGAUAAAGGUGACAAGUGUCAAUAAUCUAUUCAAAUAAUAUGAUGUCUGUUUUUACUUUGUUUGCACUUGCAAACUCAUUUUGACAAAAGCUUAGAGAAUUUAAACUAGGUGACCAUUUUAGAUUUCAGAAUUCUCUUUCAUUAUAUCAAAUAACUCAUCCAGUUGUAAAACUUUAUGGGUGUGUAUUAGUGCCUUUGGUGUUGUUGUGAUAAAACACAAUGUCUAAGGCAAGUCAUGAAAGAGUUUAGUUUGGCUUAUGGUUCUAGAAGGAUGUGGGAUCGCCAUGAAAGUGGCAAGGCAGCAAGUGUCAUGCAUGGCAGCUAAAGCCAGGAGCUUAGAGUUCGCAUCCUCAACCAGCAGCACUUAGCAGAAAGUGUGAAGUAGAGAGGUGUAUGGAAGUAAGCUCUCAAGCCCACACAUGUGGCAUGUUUCCUCUAGCAGGGCACAAUUUCCAAAAUCGUCCCAAAUGAUAACUCCACCUGAGAAGCAUUAAUUUUUAUGACUGCAAGGCUACAUGCAUGAACCAGUUUCUGUUGCAAGAACCAGUUCUGUUGCAUGAACCAAGGCUGUUGCGUAUGCAUAUGCACAGUUCAAAAUGAGAAAAAUCUCUGUCAGUUACAGGAAUAAAUGCUUACACAAGAAAAAUAGUGAGGAAUAAAUUUUUGUUUCACAAAUUGUUUUAAUUUUGAUUAUGUGCUGUCAGUGUUUCUUUGUUUAAUGUGAGCGUGUCAGGCUGGUUCUGAAGAAAACUGGACCCAAGCAUAUUCUUGUAGCAGGAAUUACAGAAAGUUGCCAAACACCUGAGCCCGGUACUAGGCAUGAACUUGUCUUAGUUGCACAGCGAUCUUUCUACCCUGUAAAUAGUUUGAAGCCUGGAUGUAUCAUCUUGAUGUCAGGAAGCAGGAAGAACUCAAAGAAGAGAAAAACCCUACUCAUGUAAGUGAUUUGAUAAAGACUGCAGUUAUAGUUAUCUUCAGUUUCAAGAAAAAAAGUCUUCUUAUGUCUGUUUUUCAUCACAGCCUUGAAGGAAGUAAAUUAUUCACCAUGUUCACUUGAGUAUAAUGGAGGAGGUCAUCAGUUGUGGUUGUUGAUUGUAUUUUGAAACAUUUGGAGUAGGUAUUGAACUUUGCUGUAUGUGUGAACAAUUUAGUGAAGUUGUUUAGGCUUUUCUUGUAUUUCUUCUAUGGCUGCUUUUCAUAAUCUAUUGCAAUUUUACUUGGUGAUAGGUAUUUUUCUGCUGCAGUAUAUAGAGUGCAGUGUAUAGAGUGGGAUGACUAUUACCUAAGUUGUCUAUUGUUUAUGUAAAUGUCAGGCCCUGUGUGAUCAGAGUUUACAAGUAUGGGUGCCUGGGAAUGGGUGGGAGGUGGUUGUUCCUGGUUUUGUUUUUCAUAUUUUCACAAAUACCCUUCAGAUUUUGCUGUUCAUUGCCCAGCCUGAGUUGAAUGUCAGUUAUUAGUCAAGGCUACGUUUUAACUCAUGAUUCUCAUGUGUCAGCCUCCUGAGUACAAGCCCAAGGGUAGAAGAUUUACCCCCCAGUAUCAACACAUUUUCAAAAUGCAAAUGCUGAACUGCUAAAUAUAAGAGAAUAUAGGAAAUGUUAAAUACCUUGUAUGUGUAUCCAAGGCAGAAUUUUCUUUUAUCUGGCAAAGAUAUAACAAAGUAGGAUCAUCAGCGAUCAACUGUAUAUCUCACAACAUAGCUUGAUUAAUAUGUAUAUGUAUAUAUUAUUUGCUGUUCCAUGUUUCUUCAUGAGUCUGUAAGUUACCAUUUGUCACUUCAUCUUGAAGUACUAACUUCUAAAGGAAUAAUUUAGAAAUAAUAGGCAAUAUAAAAGCAAUGAGAUUUAUCCAAAAUAUUUGAGAGAGAGAGAGAAUUUAAUGUGGUUAUAUGCUUUUAGGCCAUGACACAUAUGUGAAGACUGGGAGACAACUGUGUGGCAUGUACCUUGGCUAUCUAUAUGAUUCUGAAGGUCAAGUUACCAAGUUUGCACACCACAGACCUUGCCCACUUAGCCAUCUCAGUGAGGAUCAAAUAAAAAUAGUUGAAACAUUACACCAGUUCAAUAUUGUCUUCUUUUCAGGUUGUAAACAUACUGUCAUCUAAGGAUGGAGGAUUACAGGAUGAUUUGUGUAAUAAAAGCUAUUUGCAAAUGAAAA